AUUAGGUUAUAUUUAAAGUAUCUAUCUUUCAAAUAAAUGAUGAUACAUUAUAAUUAGUUGCAAUAGUGUUUAGUAUUGUGAUAGAUGUAAUUAUAACAUGCGACAAUGAAGAAAUUCAACGAAUUAUUCACGAUUUGUUUCUUGUUGCAUUAUUUCUAUAGCGUUUGUAUAACUCAUUUGCUCAUAAAUGUCAAAAAUCAGGGUGGUGAUAUUUUGUUAGAAACGAUUUCUUCCAAUGUUACUGAAGAUGUUAUUACCCUAGAAUUUCAAUGUUCAGAUGGCACAUUGGUAACACAACUUAUUGAUUUCAAAAAUGAAGUGCAAAUAAUAAAAGCCUUAGUUUUGGGUGAAGAAGAACGUGGUCAGAAUCAGUAUCAAGUUUUGUGUUUUGUUAAUCAUUUUUUUAAAGUGGAUUUCAUAUCUUCUGAUGCAAUGUCUAAACUAAGGCAAAAAAAUCCAGGCACUGUACGUGUUGCAGAAGAAGAUAAAGGUCAUGUAAAUUAUACUAUGGACUUAUUCUUAGAUGUAUCUGAAUCUAAAGAUAUCUCUAAGCACAUUGCAACUCUUUGUGGAGAAGCAGCUGGAUCUGCUUAUACUAGAAAUGAAGAUAUAAAACAAUGGAUUCAAAGACCUGGUUCAUCUGAACUUUCAUUGAUGGCAGCUGUAUAUAACUUCAGCACAAAUUCUUUGACACAACAAGGUACAAAUGAUUCAAGAUCUUUAUUUGUAACAAGAUGUGCAGAUACAUCAAAUAUGUGGGCACCUUGUACAUGUUCAUUAGAGUUAUGUAUUGGAUGGUAUCCAUGUGGUUUAAAAUUUUGCAAAGGCAAAAGUGAUGGUAAAAAAGCAGCUACUCCAUAUAAAUGUGGCAUUAAAACAUGUAAAAAAUGUUUUAUAUUCUCAUAUUAUUCUAAGAUGAAGCAGAAUUGUUUAUGGGAUGAAUGACAUAUAAGAACACUGUAGAUAUAUAGAUGCACGAUGGGUAUCGGCGAUUCCAUUAAUUACGAAAGCAGAGUGAAAAAAAUCCUUGGUACAUGUACUAGAGUGUCAACUUUCAGACUUUUAGAUUAGAUUCUUACUUUUAUAGAUUGUACUGAAUGGAUGCAUUUGUAACACUAAUAUUUGUAUUUUAUUAAAAUAACGAAUUAAGAACUUAAAAAAAAAAAAAAUAAAAUAUAAAAAAUAAGAAAAAAAAAUUAUUGAAGAAGAAAAAAUGAAACUAAUUCUAAAAGAUUUUUUAUAUAUCAUAUUAUAUAAAAAUUAUUUAAGUUUAUUACUUAUAUACCAUACAUUCCUAAAUUAAUAUUCUCGUGUAUUUAUCAAGGUAAUCAUUCCUAAUCUUAUACUAUAUUGUGUCUUACAAAGUACAUACUAUUUAACAUAUGUACAUUGUCACAGAUGUGCGUAUUAGUAUUAUAAAUUCAUGUACUUUUUCACAAAGCAACAUUGUUAUUGUAUAAUGAAAAGCGUAUAAUUGUUCGAGUAUAAAUUCGAACACUGUUUCUUUAAUUAUUCAUUGCCGUUUAAACUUGCGGCAAUAAGUAUUUAUAUAUACAUAUUAAUAUAUUAGGAUAAUACAAGUUACAAAUAAUCCAUUCAGGAUAACGUGAUGAUUGCACGUUUAAUUUACAUAUGUAUAGUAUCAUGAUAUAUUAAACGAUGUAUAAUACGCGCAAUUUUUUCUUAAAUUAUUAAAGAUAUGAAAGAAUUGUUUUUGAAUUUAUAAUACAUGGAAAAAUAUGAUAUUAGGUUAGAAUUUUUUAUGCUCUUGUUUUA
This is a messenger RNA of Apis laboriosa (Himalayan honeybee), 1776 nucleotides long. It is a transcript of the gene oaf, whose product is annotated as out at first protein. The coding region runs from base 106 to 945 and encodes 279 amino acids. The transcript has 5 exons. Lineage: Eukaryota; Metazoa; Arthropoda; Insecta; Hymenoptera; Apidae. The record is from RefSeq and is a predicted model, not a curated record.